Messenger RNA from Pteronotus mesoamericanus, 548 nucleotides. It is a transcript of the gene TMEM252, whose product is annotated as transmembrane protein 252. The record is from RefSeq and is a predicted model, not a curated record. The coding region runs from base 33 to 548 and encodes 171 amino acids. NCBI's taxonomy places the organism in Eukaryota, Metazoa, Chordata, Mammalia, Chiroptera, Mormoopidae. The transcript is spliced from 2 exons.
GGGUCAGGAAACUGGCAUCCAAAGGUGCAGGGAUGCGGAACAGAACUGGCACAGUUCUUUGUGCCUUUGCCCUCCUCGCAGGCUUCCUGGUGGUCUGCCUGGGGGCCUUCUUCAUGUCCUGGAGCUCCAUAGUCAGCUGUCAGGAAAACUUGAUCAUGGCCUAUUUGCUUCUGCCUCUGGGGUUUGUGAUCCUUCUGGGUGGAAUUUCCUGGAGCACCUACCGCCAGGCAAGUGGAAGCAAAGGGAUGUUCAGCCAUGUUCUCAGACAACACCUUGCUCAAGGAGCCGAGGGCCUGGCCACAGUGGACAGGCCAGAUUUUUACCCUCCUGCUUAUGAAGAAAGUCUCGAUGUGGAAAAGAAACCCUUUCCUGCAGAGAGAGAGGCCUUGGAGGUUCCUCCACCUCUGUACACAGAGACGGACCUCGAAUUUGAGGAUGAAAGUGAUGCUCAUCAAGAGGCACCGCCGUCCUAUGACGAGUCCAUGGUGGACAGAGCAGCGGCAGCAACACCAUCGCAGGAUGCUGAGAGGCAAAGCCAAGUGUGCUGA